GGACUUGCGCGCCAAGGUGCGGCAACGGACGGGUAGCUACUUGCUCACUUCUCGGAGGAGGACCUGCUCCUGCUGGUCCUGAGGGCGGCGGGCCAAGGGCGACCCCGAAAUCCGCAGGUCUCCGGGGCUAAGUGUCGCGGCGAGAAUCCGGAGGAGGAGGAGACUGCGAGGAUAGGCCCAGGAGUAAUGGAGUCCAAAAUGGAACAAGUAAAAAAUCUCAACAUGGAAAAUAGCAAACAAGAAAAUGAAGGAGGAGAUCAGGCCGCCGUGCAGAAUGAAGAGGAACCCCGCUAUUUGGGAGGGGGUGAAGGCCGGAAGCCUGUUACAACUGUCAGACGGGGGCGGGUUUGGCGACUGGUCCCUAAUUUUCGAUGGGGCAUGCCUAAUAAGCAUGUUGAUCACAAUGAAGCAGGAGAUAAUGCAGGAAAGUUUGUAGGGCAGAUGAUGGAAAUCAAGAGAAAGACUAAGGAGCAGCAGGUGAGGAGCUAUAUGCAAUUCCAAACUCCUGAACCUGACAAUCAUUAUGACUUUUGCCUCAUACCUUGAAUCUUAAGGUUUUCCUUUAGGUUAAUAAUGC
Messenger RNA from Otolemur garnettii (small-eared galago), 577 nucleotides. RefSeq names its product protein BEX4-like. The record is from RefSeq and is a predicted model, not a curated record. Bases 187 to 546 code for a protein of 119 amino acids. Gene Ontology annotation, cellular component: nucleus; cytoplasm. The transcript has a single exon. Lineage: Eukaryota; Metazoa; Chordata; Mammalia; Primates; Galagidae.